AGGAGUGCGUCAGGCUGUGCCGCGAGAACGCCACGCUGCGGGGGAGGGCCGCGCGUUCCGGACGGGAGCCGCGCGCGGACGGCGCCGCGGACGCCGCGGGCGGCUCCCCGCGCGGCACGGACGGCUCCUGGGGCCAGGAACCCCCCCACCUGAAGCUCGGGGCCGGUUCCCAGGAGGCCAGCGUCGCCGAUGAGGUGGUGUCGGCGAGGGCGUCGGUGACCUCCAGCGCUGUCUCCAGGGAGGUUUCUCAGAGGUUUGGCGGCAGCAAGGCGCUGAAGGAACAAUUCGGCAUGGACACGGGGGCGUCCGAGUCCAACAGGAAGAUCGCCGCGGAGCUCAUGCAGAAACACCUGGAGAGGCGGUCACCCAACAUGAACUACUUUGGAUUCAGGGGCGCGAAAAAGUUGAAGGCAAAGUUGAAGUGGGUUCGCAACCACAACUUCGAUUACGCCAUGGCUACUGUGAUUCUUCUCAACGCGGUCUAUAUGGGAGCCCAGACCUGGAUGGUCAUGCGCAGCACCCGGGAUGACCAGGAUAGCGCGGCGAGAGCCAAGAGGAGCUGGCUGGUUGGAGAUGUGGCGUUCGCACUGAUCUUCGUCAGUGAGCUCAUAGCCCGAGUUUUCGCAUACCAGGUGAAAUUUUACCGUGGGAGUCAGAAGUGGUGGAAUUUGUUUGAUUGCGUCACUAUUACUGCGACGGUGGUGGCCACCCUGCUUGAUGUGAUUGGUACCGCGCCGAGCUUUACAUCAACCUCUUCAAGGUAUGGCGACUUGCGCGCCUGGCACGAAGUUUGAAAGUGUCGAAAUCCCGGUUAUUUCACAACCUGAAGGUGCUCAGCUGUACUGUGGCUGGAAGUGCUAACGCGUUCAUGUCCGCCAUCACACUCUUGUUCGUAGUCAUGUACGUUUUUGGUCUAAUGUUCAUGCAGAGGUUGCAGUCGUACAUUGUUAGAGACAACGCCGAUCCAUUGGUAAUUCUCCAACUGGAGGUUUAUUCUGGAUCCCCAGGAGACACCUUAUUCACUCUGUUGAACGUUAUCACUGGUGGAGAUUGGAGAGACGUGGCCAGUACGUUAAGGGACAUCGAACCCUCUUACACGUGGUUCUUCUUAGCGUAUAUUACGUUCACUGUUCUUUGUAUCUUGGACAUUCUCAACGGAGUGUUCGUUACCGUUGCCAUCGAAUCCGCCCAGACGAACAAGGAGUUGGCUAUCCAGAGUACCCAAUACAAGACUAGGGCUCUCAUAGAACAAAUGGUGGAAUGGUUCAUCGAGGCAGACAAAGACAUGUCAAACAGGGUCUCUUAUAAGGAGCUGCACGAUCUCAUGCGAGACGACAAAGUGCGGGCUUUUCUGCGGGCCAACGGCAUUGAUGUCGCGAGCACUGCCCAGGUAUUCUUUCUUCUGGACCGGGACGGUACUGGGGAGAUCGAGCCUGAAGAAUUUGUUGACAAUUUGAUCAUGCUGCGGGGAAACGCAAAGGCUCUUGAUUUAGCAUCACUGCGCGUGGUGUGCGAUGACUUGUCCCAGAAGUUUGAUGAUAUGGAUGACAUGAUGCGUAGACAUAUCGUUGACCUGGGCUCACCUGCCACUCCGUCUCGCCGUCAAGCGAAGGUUCCUGACGGGCUCGGGUGUGGACUUCGGCUUGGAUGGGAUGGGCCAGAAGACGACCCAACUUCGUUAAGACCAAACAGUUUUGGGCAGCCGAUGUCUGUAAGCAGUAUGUUCUAUCGCCAGGUGUCCAGGUGAAAGUCAGUUGAGCUGCAGCGGCUUGCGCGCCCCGGUUAGGCCUCCCCGAGGCCUUGCACCAGAGGUCACGCUUGCCCAUGGUCGCUCUUACGUGUAGCCGCGUAGCCGACAAAUAAUUAUUUGAAUCCUUUGUCGCGUCACAGCCGUUGCCGCCUCCCCUUGGCAAUGGCAAGACCGUGCGCACGUAGCCCGCCCUGCUGCUGCCAGACGCCAGGCUCGAGCGGCUCGGUGCGCCCAGGAUUUCUACGAAGGAAGAUCGUUGGUUGGACGAUUGUCGAAAUUGCGCUCGUUAUACUUCGAUGGCAGGGGCGUCUAGGGAUGAGAGCGCCAACAUCAUAGAUGCUUCCUCCUCCUCCUCCUCCUCCUCCAAGGCAUCUGGGUCAGGAGUGCCCACACAGAUGCCCAGGGCGACAGGCGCCCAGCUCCCACACCACCCACAUGCCUCUUUUCCGAGACAUCCCUCUCACAUCUUACCUCGUUGCUGAUGGCUUCUAGAUGUCUCAGUGUGGGCUGCUGGCUCCUGCUCGUUCGCGCGAUGGUCGGCAGCCGCCUUCGCGUACUCCAGUAUAAC
Messenger RNA from Prorocentrum cordatum, 2318 nucleotides. Lineage: Eukaryota; Dinophyceae; Prorocentrales; Prorocentraceae. The record is from the annotation of a GenBank genome assembly.